This is a messenger RNA of Gilbertella persicaria, 595 nucleotides long. RefSeq lists its product as uncharacterized. The record is from RefSeq and is a predicted model, not a curated record. Lineage: Eukaryota; Fungi; Mucoromycota; Mucoromycetes; Mucorales; Choanephoraceae. The coding region runs from base 316 to 528 and encodes 70 amino acids. The transcript has a single exon.
CUUCUAUUACCCGUUACUUGUAGGUACAAGGAUAAGAAUAGGGGAUGCAUUAUUAUUCUUAGCAUGGAUUCUAAAAAAGAACGCCACUGGUGAACCAUUUGUUCUUCAAGGUCGUCAUAUCUUUUUUAUUCGGAUCUGUUCUUUUUUUUCGUUAGUUCCAAAUCAUUUUUUAGAGCCUUUACUCUAAUCUCCUCCGAUAAUCCGAUAUGUUCUUGCUUUCUCUUCUUGACUUUUCUUAUGAGUGAUGAUGGCAGCAAAUCAUUGGUACGUCAUAAACACGAAGUUUAAGCGUACCUGAAUUUAUGGCCAAUUAAAAUGAGCUCAGAAACCUUAUUUUCAAAAUUGCUUUCCCGAUUCUAUGGGACUCAAUUUCUUUGUCCCGGUGUAAUUAUGAUCUGUAGCAUUAAAAUAGGCAGUUUAGACAAUGAAGCUUUUGAGGAUCGCCUCAAAUCGAGUAUCCUUUCUCUUUUGAUAGGUAUCAGUCAUUUUGUUAUAUUAGUAAAGUAUAACUUAAAUAUCCUAAUGUAGAAAACUUGUAUAAAUAUUCGUGAGUAUUCUAUUGUGAACACAAGGUAUGUUUCUUCUUUUUUAAAUG